Messenger RNA from Siniperca chuatsi (mandarin fish), 1771 nucleotides. Its product is annotated as P2Y purinoceptor 1-like. The record is from RefSeq and is a predicted model, not a curated record. Gene Ontology annotation, biological process: G protein-coupled receptor signaling pathway. NCBI's taxonomy places the organism in Eukaryota, Metazoa, Chordata, Actinopteri, Centrarchiformes, Sinipercidae. The transcript has a single exon. Gene Ontology annotation, molecular function: neuropeptide receptor activity. Bases 155 to 1186 code for a protein of 343 amino acids. Gene Ontology annotation, cellular component: membrane.
UUAGUGUCAUAUUCACGUCAGUAUUGUUUUACUCGACGCAGGCUAUGCCUAUGUAAUUGCCAGAAGAGAUGUUCGAUCUGAGCGCCGACCACCGGCUGCUUUUGGGGGAAAAGUUCAAAUUGAAUGAGAUUUAAAACCAGCGGAAACCCGAGAGAUGUCUGGAAACAUCACCCACGGCGCCUGCGAGAGCAUCAACCUGAAUUUUACGCACACCUUUUUGCCGCCCGUGUUCAUCACUGUGUUCGUCGUCGGGACGCUGUCCAACAUCUGGGGGCUGAGAAGCGUGUGCACCAGCUGGAACAACAUCGGAAACAUCAACAUCUUCAUGCUCAACCUCGGGGUGGCGGACCUGCUGUACCUGUUCACCCUGCCGUUCCUCAUGCACUAUUACGUGCGUAACAGCCACUGGCAGUUCGGCCAGCCUUUCUGCAAGGUGACCCGCUUCUGCUUCAACCUCAACCUCUACGGCAGCAUCGGCUUCCUCACCUGCAUCAGCAUCUACAGGUAUCUGGGCAUCGUGCACCCCAUGAGAGUGAUGGGAAAAAUCACCAGCCACCACUCGCUGGCCAUAAGCGCCCUGGUCUGGCUUGUCGUCAUUAUUCAGAUCCUUCCUGAUAUGUUCUUCGACAAGAAUGAUCUAAAAUUGCCAAACUCGUGUUUCGACACCACCUCGAACGACCUGAUCAGGAGCUACCUGCCUUACAGCGUAGGCUGGACUGUAACAGGGUUUGCCAUACCACUGAUUAUCAUUGUGGUCUGUUAUGGACACGUCGUUGUGGUUCUUGCCAAAAAAGCCAACGUCAACCCUCUGCUGAAGCAGCGGUGUUUGAAACUGGUCGUGAUUCUGGUGUUACUGUUCUCCAUCUGUUUUAUCCCCUACCACGUGUUUCGAAUUGUUAAUCUGAAAACCAGGAUUUUGAAACAAAAUGGGAUUUGCCACGCCAGCUUCCGCGACAUCUACAUUGCGCAUCAGGUCGGCAGAUGCCUGGCUUGUCUAAACAGCGCAAUAAACCCGCUGAUUUAUAUAGUUGGAAAUGAUGAUUUCCUCAUGAAGCUUCAUAACUUCAGUAAGCGGGCUCGGCUGUCUCUGUCAGGCCUGACAGGCGUACUGCUUUACCGCAAACCUAUGGAAGCGGACGCGGAUUCGCCGUCAGAGACUCGCGUUGACUCCGACUUGAAAGGAUAAGACGCACAAUCGGUUCACCCGAGAUACACUUCCGUGCUGUGACCGAGUCCCUGCAUAUCAUGCCCCGCCAGAACUUCCACAUUUCCGGGAACAAAGUGCAGUAAUGACCGAUUACUCGCAAGAUAUUAAGCCUAUUAUCUAGCAAUCAUCAGGUCACCAAGGUGUCAGCGCAGAGAGAGAAUCAAAUGUCCUGCUUGAGAAUUUUCUUAUAACAAUAGACAGAACUUGCUAUUUGCAGCUGAGGCUCAUGUUGUCAUUUACUGUACAUAUUUAUUGCCUCAAGCAUUCAGUAUUGUGCCAAGGUGCUGUUGCACUUUCUGUGUAUUAUUGUGUUUGUGUGCUUCAAAGUGGAUUUCCUGUGAUUAACUUCCUACUGUACAGUGCAGGAAAAGUCCAACCCGUGUAUUUUGCUUAAGCAUUGCCAGGAACUUGUUUAUAAUUUGCGAUAUAUUGCACUGCCAUUGCACUAUUACAAGUCAAGGAUUUGAUUGGUAAUGGUUUGUAUUUUCCAUUUUUUAUGUAACUGAUCCUUAAAGGGUUUUAAACAGAGGCACAUAUUUCAUUAAACUCUCAGAGCGACCAUUC